Molecule: messenger RNA, 1659 nt
Organism: Anthostomella pinea
Lineage: Eukaryota; Fungi; Ascomycota; Sordariomycetes; Xylariales; Xylariaceae
Source: the annotation of a GenBank genome assembly
AUGUCUCCCCUGCGGGAACUCUUGCGGUCAGUCCUGAUCGGUGUCAUAGUCGGCUUGAUAUCCACAAGCGUCCAGUCACUCGGCCUCACCCUCCAACGGAAGUCGCAUCUGCUCGAAGACGAAAAGGGUCCACAAGAGACGCAGAGACCCCCCUAUCGGAGGCGCAGGUGGCAACUGGGCAUGGGAAUGUUCGUCGUAUCCAACGUACUAGGAAGCAGCAUCCAGAUCUCUACCUUACCAUUGCCGGUACUAUCGACCUUACAAGCCGCCGGCCUCGUCUUCAACUCGAUAUGCGCAACCUUGAUCUUGGGCGAGCCCUUUACGAAGUGGUCCUUCUGGGGAACAGCACUCGUCACAGCCGGCGCCGCCAUGAUUGCCAUCUUCGGCGCCAUCCCAUCGCCCGCCCACAGUCUGCGGGAGCUGCUGGCUCUGCUUGGCAGGUGGCAGUUUAUCGUUUGGAUGUCCCUGCAAGCUGUGCUCGUUAUCAGUAUUGCAUUAGCCGUUGACCUGGUCAAUCGGUUCCACGCCAUCUCGCAGAAUCCCAAGUUUCGCCUGGCCCGAGGACUGGCAUAUGGGUGCGUCAGCGGUAUCCUCUCUGCGCACUCACUGCUGUUCGCCAAGUCGGCCGUCGAAUUAAUUCUUAGGACCAUCGCCGACGGCGAUAACCAGUUCGUGCAUUGGCAGUCUUGGAUGCUUGUGCUUGGCCUGGUCGCCCUGGCAUUGAGUCAGCUAUACUAUCUACACCGUGGUUUGAAGCUGGUAUCAACCUCGGUCUUAUACCCCCUAGUGUUUUGCAUUUACAACAUCAUCGCUAUCUUGGAUGGCUUGAUAUACUUUGAUCAGACGAAUCUCAUAUCGCCAUUGCAUGGCGGGCUCAUAGCUCUGGGCACCGUUAUCUUGCUCUCUGGCGUGCUGGCGUUGUCAUGGCGCCUCAGCGACGAACAAUAUCCACCGGCCGUCGGGCAGUCGACCUUGACACCGGGGCUAGGGUUCGUGGAGGACACGGAAGGUGACGACGAUUCGACUGUUGAUUCCGACUCCCCUAGUGAAGAUGGUGAAGAAGUGCCGACCACAUACAACACAUUUGGUCCAAAUGGCGACAUGACACCUAUCACACCGAGCCAUAAGCCCAGCAGUCGCUGGCAUGAGCGCGCGGCAAUAUGGGACGAGUUGGAAGACCAGGAUACCCCCAGGACUUCGUUUAAUAGACAGAGGUCCAGCACCCUGCCCAGCAGUACGCUCAGCGAGGUGGCACCACUAUUGGGUGGGAGGAGAUAUAUAUCAGGGGAGUCGACGACCUCUCUCACUGGCGCCGGACCUAGUGGAGACAAUCCGAGGAGGAUAUUCCGGCGAAGGAGAAAAUCCACUGGGUUCCCCGGAUUUACUGCUAGGAAGCCAUCGCGACGGAAGAGCUCGACUGGUGGUGCUAAGGACGCCCUUGGCGGAAUAUGGAAGCUAAAAUGGUGGCGUAAUAGGGGCGGCAACAACUCGGACGUAGCGGUCGCGAGUCCACCUGGUAGUGCAGGACAAUCUUGGGUUGGCGGUGCCUCGUGUAGGUACCGAGACGCUCUGGAGACCGGUCCAAGUCCUCGAGGCCAGGGUAGUCCGGCGCCACCAUCAUCAGCACCUGAUAGCCCGCGAGGAGACGAUGCUGUCUGA